Lodderomyces margitis is the source of this 1476-nucleotide messenger RNA. It is a transcript of the gene GPA2, whose product is annotated as guanine nucleotide-binding protein subunit alpha. The transcript has a single exon. Gene Ontology annotation, biological process: adenylate cyclase-activating G protein-coupled receptor signaling pathway. The coding region runs from base 1 to 1476 and encodes 491 amino acids. Gene Ontology annotation, molecular function: GTP binding; G-protein beta/gamma-subunit complex binding; GTPase activity. NCBI's taxonomy places the organism in Eukaryota, Fungi, Ascomycota, Pichiomycetes, Serinales, Debaryomycetaceae. The record is from RefSeq and is a predicted model, not a curated record. Gene Ontology annotation, cellular component: heterotrimeric G-protein complex.
AUGGGUUCAUGUACUUCCAAGGACACUUCACAAGUAAAUAAUACAUCCAAACCAGCUAUUUCAACACAGGCAAAACGACAAGAACAAACACAAGCUGUAAAUAAGAAGCAACAAACUUCACAGCAGUCCCAACAGCCCCAGUCGUCGAGUCUACAUCCAAGUCAACAGCACCAGCACCAGCAGCACCAGCAGCAUCUGACUGGAUCAAUCAGUGAUCAUGAGAAAUCAAACAACUCUACUCUAGAUAAUAACGGGCAAUCAGCAUUUGGCCUGGCUAAUGAGAAGCAAAUGGGCCUGUCCAAUGGCGUAACCAACGGUACAGAAACAACCAUCAAUGGUGGUAAUGGCACAAUGGAUCAAGCCAUGAAUCCCGUUGAUGCGGCAGCAAAAUCAAAUACCGAACACGAAGUUAAAGUGCUACUUUUAGGAUCUGGAGAAAGUGGUAAGUCGACAAUUGUCAAGCAAAUGAAAAUUUUACAUCAAAAUGGAUAUACCCAGGAGGAAUUGUACGAAUACAAGCCAUUUAUUUACAAGAAUGUAAUGGAUUGCAUAAAGAAUGUUAUUAAUGCUAUUAUCGAUUUAGAUCCGGAGCUAAUCAAGCCUAAAGGAGAAGACGGCAUCGACGGAACUGCUACUACCACCUCAGAUGCACAAGAUCAAACUGAAGUUGUGAAUGGCACUUGGCGCAAGCAUGUGCUUGAUUACGACUCUCUAAAUGAAGUGUUGGAUUAUGAGAUCCUCCUAGACGGAUCCAAUGAUGCAGUAUUUGAUCAAUCUAUAGCAGAAAAGAUUGAACAAAUUUACAACACACCCGAAGUUAGGGACUUUAUGAUUCACAAACAAGGACAAUUUUAUCUUAUUGACUCGACAGAAUAUUUCAUGACAAAUUUGAAAAGAAUUGCUCAACCCGAUUAUAUUCCAUCAACAACCGAUGUGUUGCGUACUCGAAAAAAGACAUCAGGUAUAUUUGAUUUCACAUUUGACAUGGGUAACAACUUCCACAUCCACAUGUUUGACGUCGGUGGACAGCGAUCAGAACGUAAAAAGUGGAUUCACUGUUUUGAUAAUGUCACAUUAAUCAUUUUCUGUGUCUCACUCUCAGAAUACGAUCAAGUACUAUUGGAGGAAAAUAAUCAAAACCGAUUAGAAGAGAGCAUUGCAUUAUUUGAUUCCGUUGUGAAUUCGCGAUGGUUUGCUAGGACCAGCGUUGUAUUGUUUUUGAACAAGAUUGAUGUAUUUGCUGAAAAAUUGCAAUAUUCACCUUUGGAAACCCAUUUCCCUGAUUAUACCGGUGGUAACAAUAUUAAUAAGGCAGCAAAGUAUAUUUUAUGGAGAUUUAACCAGGUUAACCGUUCAGGAUUAAAUAUCUAUCCUCAUGUGACUCAGGCUACUGAUACGAGUAAUAUUCAAUUGGUUAUGGCUGCUGUUAAGGAGACAAUUAUGGAAAAUACAUUGAAAGAUAGUGGACUUAUAUAG